UUUGUAGAAUAUAAUUUUACUCCUACGUAACCUUAUUCUUUCCUUUCCGUUCAGUUCUUUUUUACUCUCUGUCUCUUUCUCUAAUAUAUAGAAGAAAAUUUUUCUUUUUCUAAAUAGAUAGAGCACGAACCUUUAGGACGUCGUACGUACUAUUUUACUUACAUCAGUGGAGUAAGAGCGACGGUGUCGUAAAUUUUUUGAUAACAGACAGUAAUAUGAGAAAUAUUAUUUCUUAUAUCAGAAAUAUUUCAGUAAUAAAAAUAUUUGAACUUCUUUAACGUUGAAUGUGAAGGCUAAAAAAAGUUCAACGAUGCCGACGAACGAUGCAAGACGCGAUGAAAUUCGCAAGAUUCUCCUAUCGUUGCUGCUUGCUCGACCGGGAGCAAUACCGAUCGCUGUUCUUGAUCGAGAUUAUUACGAAGCAGAGGGCGAGCGUAUACCAUGGCGUAAAUUUGGCUAUGCUGAUGUGACGGAAUUUCUUAAAAGUAUGCCAGAACACUUUGUAAUCGAAUGGUGCAAUGGUGGGCACUACGUGCGCGGAAUCGCAUCAGAGAAAACUAAACACGUAAGCUCGCUGGUAUCCCGCCAGAAGUCGACUUCAAAAAAAUACAUUGCGCCUCGUAUUCAUCGGUCGUUCAUUAAUCGUUGCAUACCGCAAAUGCAGCGUCAACGAGUCAGGAUCCCAGCCGAGCAGUUAUCAUAUCUCGUAACAUUUGUCAAGAACAAUCCAAAUGGUGUGUACUUGCGAGAUGCUCUAGCUAUGUUACAAAAGCAAUUGCCACAUGUCAUGCUUUCUUUAUACGAUAUGCGGGAACAAUUGCACGAGCUACCACAUUCCUUGUAUUUGGACUGUGAUAUGAUUUAUCCCGCGAACGAUGUUUCACGAGAGGCAAAGAACUAUCAACAGUCUUCGACAUUGGAACCACAGAAAAUGCCACGAUCGUCAGCCAUGGAAACAACAUGCGUCGGUGGAGAUGAGGGAUCUGACUUUCUGGAGGACGAGGAUAGCGAAGAGAAUAGCUUUGUCCCGGUCAAGUAUUUGAAUAACAACUGUCCAAAGAAAUCGAAGACGAGUGAACGACUUGCUGCGAGCUUUACGCGGAAUGCGAAUAAUGAACAAAACGCAAUGUUCAAUCACAAUGACGAUGUCAACGUCGACGAGUAUUUUGGCGCGACGAAUAACAAUAAUAAACCGGAUACUAUGACCGCCAAUUACGUUGAUCUUUCCUCGUUAAUAAGCGAUAGAACAAAGUCGCGAUUGGAUCAGUUAGUACGCAAACAUCCAGAGGGUAUCUGGUGUGCCGAUUUACCCGACAAAUAUUUAAAGGAAUAUAACGUACAUCUAAAUUACACCGAAUUAGGUUUCACUAGCGUACGCGAGUACGUCUCUUAUUUACCGAAUAUUUUCUAUAUGACACGGGCAAAUUCGACCGAUGACUUUUUAUUGUAUAGCGCGGACAAGAGGCCGACAGUUCCUGACCAAGAAGUAUCGAAAUCAGAGCCCAUCGAAAUAAGUCCAAGCUCACGCGAGCAGCACAAUGAACACAAUGCAGUGCGAACACAACAUGACGAUGAUGAUAACGCACCGAUUCCAGCGAAUGUUUCUCCUACUAUAACAAGGACAUUUGUACCUGAUGAUGUAAUGAAUUACAAUGAUAGUGUGGACUUAAUAUUAGUGACUGAUUUACAACGUGACAGAAAACAUCUAGAGAUAUAUGUUGUAGAAGUAUUUAAUCCAUCCUUCUUUUGGGUACAUCUGCGAAAAAACAAGAGACGCUUUGAAAUAUUUAUGAAUGAGUUACAUACUUUUUACGAGUAUAACAAGGAUAAGUACACUAUUCCAAAGAUUGCUCUAAAAAAAGGUCUAAACUGUGCGUGUAUAUAUGAAAAUAACUGGCAUAGAGCGAUCAUUAAAUCUGUAAAACCAGAUUUCAAAGUGACAGUGAUAUUUUAUGAUUUCGGUACUUUGAAGACAUAUGCACCCGAAGAUGUAUAUUAUCUGCACAAACAGUUUUCCUUUUUACCUGCGCAAGCGCUACCUUGCGGCUUAUAUAACGUUAAACCAUGUGUUGGUGAUCGUUGGAAAAAAAGUGUAACAGAUAGCUUGAUUGAUAAAAUUGAGGGAACUCUUUUAGCCUUAACCAUAAUGUCUGUUGAUCCUGCGAAUAAUUCCAUGAUGGUUAUUUUGUCUGAUGUGAGUGAAGAAGAGGACGUACAUAUAAACGAUUGGUUAAUCAAUGAGAAACUAGCACAAUGCGGUAAAAUGGGUGAUACCGUCGAUAUGGCGAGCAUAAUGAAGUAUGUAGUAAAUAAUUUGAAUCAAUUACCAUCGUAUUGUUUUGCGGAAGAGAGCCUAAUGUCUGAUAGCUGUUCCAAGGCGAUAUCCACUGAAAAGAUUCACAACAAGGUACCCUUGGUCUCGUCAAAACAGAUUCAUCUGGGUUGCGAUAGCCUUGAACAACAUUCGAUGAUACCACCGCCGGGUUUCGCAGCUCUCGGUAAAAAACCCAAUCUAUCUAGCAUGUCAUCGAAAAGUUUUGACGAUAUAUAUUCCUUUGGAAACACAUCGAAUGUAAAGACAAGCUACGGCAACGCAGAAGUGACAACGAAUCCAUUCUUGAGUGGUCAACAAUUCGUGAACGACAAUGUCAUUUCUAAUGACAUAGCGGAGCAAAUAUUUAGACCGAUUUGGAAUGAAAACUUGCAAUUGUUCAUUACAUUGAGCCAGAUUUUAUGCGAUAUGGUAAAAUGUUCGCCGCUUAAUAGAAAAAUAUUUGAAAAUCACAUGACAAUUCAAUAUCAUUUGAAUAAGUUUCUCAAAAACUUCGAAAAGACGUUGAUAUCGGAUAAUGAUCAAUCUACAGUUAGCACAUCAUCAACAUUGCUUAAUCCUGCAAGAGAAACAAUGCUGGAUAAAGUCGGCUUAGCGGAAAAAACGCCGAUUAAUUCGAAUGCCGAAAAUUUCGUAAAUCAGGAACUUAUGGGCAUGAGUAAUUUAUCUUUGUCGAAUCCUUUCGAUGUCAAACCACCGCAGACUCACAACAUGUUUUCCGCUUACUGUUCAAACGGUUAUACUUUUGCGACCAACUGGCAUCAAUCUGACGGAUUCAGUCCGCGUGUUCAAGUGCCGUCUCCACUAACUCCAACUUCUGCACAUUCCAUGUUUAUGAAUUGCGGACCAUCAUCGGCCAAUGUUUUUUUUCCGAACGCCGGUCAGGGCAAUGAAAACUCUUCCGCGACGAAGUCGAUACCUCCAGUAAUACCGAUAAACACUGGACUCUCUAAUAAUUGUAAUUCUUCAAAUUUCUUCAAUACUGUGAAUAGUGAGAUGGUAUUUAAAGAGACGAAUCCUUUCAAGUUUUCUAUAGUUAAUGAUAUGCAGGAGAAACAAACUGAGCGAAUGACGAACAAUUAUGAUACGAAUUCUGUAUCAUAUCUAUCCGUUAAAAAUUUACACGAUCAUUCUUCAAAAAUGGAAGCUGCGAACAUUCAUGCGGCGAGCAUUGGCUCUAUAGCUGCAGAACAUGUUAACGUCAAUAGCGCUGAAAAUCACACUCCUAGAAUCAUUUACGAAGCCGGCCCGAUAAUGUAUAAUAAGCAGAAACAAACGGAUGCAAACAUGAAACAUAACACUGGAAAUAGCAAUUUUAAGAAUGAUUGUAACGUGACUCUCAAAAAACAUUGUAGUAAUAAGGAAUUGUCUUCGCAAUCUGCGAGGCAUGAUAGCUCGCACAUUGAUGAAGACUAUGUCACUCGACCAUCAACUGAUUAUACAUUGCAAGAUUCACCUUCGAUUAUAAACAGUGAACCGAAUUAUCAUCAGCAAAACAGUAAUAACGAGCGAACCGUCUUCCCUCAAACUUGGAAACAAGUUGAGAUUGCAGAACAUUGUAUUACCUCGCAAUUCCGAAAUGGCACUCCUUUACAAAAUCAUAAUGAAAAGCCUACACUUAACAAAUUUGUUAAUUUUUUAUCUCACAAAGACUGGAAUUGUAAUAAUAACAAAGAAUCUGUAACUCAAAGUAUGAAUGGAAUGGUUGAUUUAAGUUACAUUUUCCAAUGGAACGACAAAGAAAAACCGUUGGAUAUGUACAAAAAUUUCUGGAAUAAUCCAUCUUACAACGAGAAACAAAAAUUCACUGAAUGUAAAAAUGGGAACAGUGAUUUUUUUUUUGACACCUCUUUUGUGUUUCAGAAAAUUGAUUCAAUUAAAAAUGUGACAUUUAUAUUUCACAUUGAAGGAGAAGGUUGGAUGUUGACACACGAAUUUGUGGAGAUCUUUACAAAUUUGAAAUUAUGCUCUCGUCUGAUAGCUAUGGUUGAAGCGAUGAAUAUAAAAGCUGCAUUUAAAGAAAUCCAAAGAUCCGAUCACCCAGUACAAUUUUUACAACUUGACCAUUAUCCUUUAAAUGUUCCUCGAGAUUCCGAUAAGCACAUUGUUUCCAUUCAUUUAAUCUCGUUACAAACAGCAGUGUCAUUAUUGUAUAAAUUGAAGAUAGUCACUCGCGAGGAAAUAGAUAAUGCUUUCAAGAAAAAGGAGUUCUUGGAUGGUUCUGUUAUGCUUCAUAUGUGGAUGUUAAUCGUUAUUUACCGCGAUUUAAAACAACGCAUUGAAGAAUGCAAGUUAUGGAAUAUAAAUGCUUAAAAAGUGUUCACGAUGCAAAUAACUUUGUAUAACUUUUGUUCGUUAAGUUUACAUUUGUGAUCGGCGCCAUGUUCCUCUUUGUAUAAACAGUACAUAAAUUUUUUUUAAAAUUUUUUUAACAUUUAUAACGCGAAGAGAUGACAAUUAUCUUAUGUUUAAAUCACCAGAAAUUUUUGAUUCUUUAAGAUAUGAUGCUCUGAUAUAGAUUUAUCAUUUAAUUGUGAGUAAUCUAACCGAGCAUGAGAAUAUGAAAUGUACUAAAUUAGUUUCAUUUAUCAUACUAUUAUUUCUAAUAAUGUUUAACAUAAUUUUUUAAUGAAAAUACAUUACUAACAUUCCUUCAUUAAAUACAACUCGAUAGUCUUAAAUAUAUUAAAUGUUAAGAAAUAUUUUUGUACUCAGUUUAUCUAAAUGAGAAAAUAUAUGGAUGGAUAUAA
Molecule: messenger RNA, 5082 nt
Organism: Cataglyphis hispanica
Lineage: Eukaryota; Metazoa; Arthropoda; Insecta; Hymenoptera; Formicidae
Exons: 10
Coding region: 311-4645 (1444 amino acids)
Biological process (GO): spermatogenesis
Source: RefSeq, a predicted model, not a curated record